AUGAUUGGUGCCAUUGAUGAACAUGUCACUACGCCACGGGACAUGUAUGAUCCUAUUUAUGAUUUAAUGUCAAAACAACUGGUUGAUGCUAACACGGUACACGAUACUAGCGAAUUCUACCAAGCAUGCGCAUAUAAUCGUCUUAAUCAGGUCGAGGAAUACUUAUCAACCGUUCAAGUUGAAAUGAAAGUGAACGACAUUAGGCGUCGGUCAUCAGUCGGUAUUCCUAAUCGGCCGGACACAUCCGCUGUAACCGAAGAUCCUAUCAACUUUUUUGAGGCCAACGAUAUGGGUACUGCAUUACACACGGCCAUAUUACAUCGAAACUACGAUAUUGUCAAACUGUUGAUCGAACAUCAUGCCGUACCGAAUCGAUGCUCAACCGAUCGAACCACCGAGAAACAGAUUCGUCUUCGGCAAACAUUUGAAAUUACGUCCAAAUGGUAUCCCGAGGGCAAACGAGCGUACCGUUCAACAUCAAUGACGCGAGAAGAGUUAAAUGAUUAUGUGGUGGGUUAUACAAAUUCAGCUUUAAAUUUUUUACUUUAUGCUUUAACAUCUCGUGAAUUUCGUCAAGCAUUUAUUAAAUUAUUAUAUAAACAACGAUUUCAACGUAAACAACAGAGACGUCUUGAUAUUAAACGAUUAAAAUGGAAUAUUAAUAAAGGAAUACCGAUAUCGCUUGCUAGUUCUCAAUUAUAUGAUCCAUCAACGGGCCAAUGGAACACCACAGCAAGCAUGGCAACAGCACGCGAUGCUCAUACUGCAACUCUGUCGCAUAUUCACCUUGACGAUUUCGGUACAUUAUUUGCACCUGCUGAUCCAAUUGAGUUAAUAAAUACAAUCUCGGUGUCAUCACGAAUCGGUUGUGCACAAACAUGUAAUCUGAAUUCCUUGUGUCGGACGCUCGAUUAUGAUACAUUAUCUAAACGAUGUCGACUAUUUGAAGGUGAAAUAACAACUGGUCAAGUGAAUAGAUCAGCAGCUGUCCCAUCAACAUCAAGAGUUGGUAGUAUUGCAUAUACACAGCAACUUUAUUUAGUCUAUAACCAAACAUGUAAUCAGUGUCAAAUAAAUCGAUAUUUAUUAUGUAUUAAUAAUACUUGUCAAUGUCCCCCACAUACAUAUUGGAAUGGAUCGAUGUGUUUAAAUCAAGGAUACAAUGGUUCAUCAUGUCAAAAUGGUGAAUGGUGUAGAAAUGAUAAAAAUAUAACAUGUUCUUCAUCUCAUUUAUGUGAUCAGUGGAACUUUACUACAAGCAUGACAAUAGCACGUGAAGAUCAUACUGCAACCCUGCUAAACUCGGGCAAACUUCUUGUCACUGGUGGUAUGAAUACAUCGGGCAGUGCUCUUCCUAGUUGUGAAAUAUAUGAUCCAUCAUCGGGCCAAUGGAACACUACUGCAAGCAUGGCAACAGCACGUGAACAGCAUACUGCAACUCUGCUCAAUUCGGGCAAAGUUCUUGUCACUGGUGGUUAUACAACGUCUGGUUAUCUUGCUGGUUGUGAGAUUUAUGAUCCAUCAUCGGGACAAUGGAACACUACUGCAAGCAUGGCAACAGCACGUGAACAGCAUACUGCAACUCUGCUCAAUUCGGGCAAAGUUCUUGUCACUGGUGGUUAUACAACAUCCGGUAUUCUUGCUGGUUGUGAGAUAUAUGAUCCAUCAUCGGGACAAUGGAACACUACUGCAAGUAUGGCAACAGCACGUCAAGUGCAUACUGCAACCCUUCUCAAUUCGGGAAAAGUUCUUGUCACUGGUGGUGAAGAAUCGUCCGGCCAGCUUGCGAGUUGUGAAAUAUACUAUCCUUAA
Messenger RNA from Didymodactylos carnosus, 1812 nucleotides. Lineage: Eukaryota; Metazoa; Rotifera; Eurotatoria; Philodinida; Philodinidae. The record is from the annotation of a GenBank genome assembly.